Diachasma alloeum is the source of this 2007-nucleotide messenger RNA. It is a transcript of the gene l(2)37Cd, whose product is annotated as general transcription factor 3C polypeptide 5. The transcript has 6 exons. Gene Ontology annotation, biological process: transcription initiation at RNA polymerase III promoter. Gene Ontology annotation, cellular component: transcription factor TFIIIC complex. The record is from RefSeq and is a predicted model, not a curated record. Bases 90 to 1958 code for a protein of 622 amino acids. NCBI's taxonomy places the organism in Eukaryota, Metazoa, Arthropoda, Insecta, Hymenoptera, Braconidae.
AACCUCGAAAUUAAGUUUGAAAUAUUGUGAGCGAAAAAGAGAUGAUUGAGUUCUUUACGGUUCAUUUUUCAUUGUUCUGAGGGGUAAAAAUGGAGGGAGAUUCCAGUGAUAACGAUAAUUACUCGAUGAAGUGUGACGAUGAUCCGAACGACAAGGAUUUUGACGUUAACGAGUUUGUGAACCAGAGUGGAGACUCUGAUGAUGACGACAACCAAUGUGAGGAGGAGGGACAGAACGUCGAGGAAGACGAGGAGGAGAGCGAGGAGACGGUUUACCCUGGAGGGCACAGAUUGAACAAAAAGUUCUUCUGCAUUCGUUAUCCUGGAAAUGUUAUCAAUGCUGACAGAGCUGUGGAGACACUAGGGGGGAUUUCAGGGAUUUCCACAGCGAUAACGACAUCAAAUCGUCGCCUGGAACUUCGAUUCCGUCCCUCAGACGGUUUUUGCAAGCCAGCCUGUGGGGAUCGUCACCCAGUGUCGGGUUUCCUCCUCAGGAUCCGCAUAAAGAAGUCCAGAGUAGAUCAGAUAACAAGAACAAAUAUAGAGAGCUCAUCGCAAGCUCGAGGCCACGAGUCAGCGAUGCCAAAGGACCCCUGUAGGCCAGCAAUCGAGGACGAGAUCGAGGACGUCACGAAGUACCUCCGAAGCUCCUCGAUCGACCCAGAGGAUGCCCCGAAACAGAACCCAUCCCCUGGACAAACUGAUCCGAAGAAGAACACUUCGAAAUUCGACAAAUCAAAGUGCGAGGAUCUCUCUGGGGCCCUGGACUAUCGCCUCCCCAAGCUGAAGAUCCUGGGCAGGGUAGACACAGAGUUCAGGUUCACGAAUUUAUGCGAUUUUCAGUACCUCCCGGUGACGAGGAGCUUGAAGGAUCCCAAGGUGAACGAGUGCAUCUACGAGAAAAUUCAUCCUGUGGGGAUUCCGCCUUACAAGUGGCUGGAGAACAAGGUCCCUUACUUCUUCCCACCAGCCGUCUUCAGCAGGAUGGAUACCGUACAGAGUUUCCCGUUGAAAACUGAUGUCAAGGAGUCUGGUCAAGACACCACAAUUGGAAAGACAAGAAAGCGUCGUGCAGGUCUCUCCAACUACAUCCACUUCACCACAGCAACGAUUCCCACAGGUCCCCCGAGAGGCAUCGAGACAGCGAUGAAGGUGAAGUUCCUGAACAUGAAUCACCUCGAGAAGCUGAAGGCCCUCUUCGAGGAGAGGCCGAUCUGGUCCAAGAAUGCAUUAGCCUUCAAGACUAACUACACUAAUGAGCAGUUGAGGAUUCUCCUCCCAUCCUGUGCGUACUACUUCCUGACUGGGCCCUGGAGAAUCAUGUGGACAAGGCUGGGGUACGAUCCGAGGAAGGACCCCUCCGCCAGGAAGUACCAGACCCUGGAUUAUCGGUUGAAAUCCAUGCACGGACUGGAGCAGAACGUCAAGGGCAAGAGAACUUACUCGAAUUAUAUUCUUCCUUACAAGUCUGCUAACAGCGCUAAAUCUAGGACAGCGGUCCUCAGGACUAUGGAUCUGGAGGGGGGAGUCGCCAAGGGGACCACCAAGUCUGAUAAUAUUUAUAUUUAUCGUGAGGGGACUAUUCCACCUUCGAGACAAAUGUUUUAUCAGUACUGUGAUGUCUUGUCAGAGGAGAUACAGGGGAUGCUGGAUAAACUGCCAGACCCAUUACCAGGGACCAAGUGCCACGAGAAAAGAGGAUGGCUGCCAGGUGGAUUCAGUGAUCAAUGCAGAGAAAUAAUAAAUCGACAAGUAAAAGCUGUUUUGAGAAAGAAAAUGAAUAUUCCUGAGGAUCACCCAACAACUCUUCCCAGGAAACGAAGAAGCAGGUUGAGUAUGAAAUUACCCUUUGGAAGAGGUGAGAAACGUCGAAAACUGGUGGAGAAGAAGAACUCUGGGGAAAAGAAAAAAUCUAGCAAUUCGUCAAACGAGUCUGACCCAGACUGGGAAGACACUUAAUCAACAGAAUCAUCAGCAAAUAUUAAAAAUAAUCUCAUUAAUAAAUUUU